Molecule: messenger RNA, 698 nt
Organism: Gongylonema pulchrum
Lineage: Eukaryota; Metazoa; Nematoda; Chromadorea; Rhabditida; Gongylonematidae
Source: the annotation of a GenBank genome assembly
AUGUUGAUCAUAAGGAACUCGAGCUGGGACGGCUCGAAUGCUUGCAUGGCCUUUUCUUUUAUUUAAUCAAAUCCGAUAUGCUGUCCAAAAUUCUACCAUUAUCAUGAUCGUUGCCGAUCGCCGAUAAAAAUCCGUCAUGCAAGCUAGCUGCUGACUUGCUGAACAUGUACCUCAAUAAUAUUGAUACAGAUGUUGUUGUUAAAACUGAUAACGGGGAGCUUUUUGCGCAUCGGUUUUCUCGGACGGCAGUGCAUUAUGCCUUAUCAUUUCUCUACGGCGGUCUGACAUCCAUUGGAGAAGAUGUGGACGCCUGGGAGCUCACUUCGCUUGCUACUCAUCUGAACAUGGAGGGUCUUAUUCGAGUCAUUCUUUUGCAUUUCCGCGCUACCAAAUGCCACUUCUUCCAUCGAGCAUUAUCAUGGCAAGCAAAGCAUUUUGCUCGUAUCUGGAAAGGACGCGUAUUCAUGCAUCUGAAUCCACGUUGGCAGAAGGAAUGCUUCGAAGCGAUUGUGCAGGAGCUGGAUGAAGAAUCGUUGAUCGAUUUACUGCUUGGCUGCCAGAGGCUUCAGGUUAGUAUAUGUUGUAUUUCUCGGUACAGUCAAACUUACGUAAAGUGGACUAGUCCGAUUGCUAAGCUGCAUCGAGGCACUUUUGACACUGCUCUGAAGUCGUCGAUCGCUUCUUCCAAACGAAUUUAA